Ipomoea triloba (trilobed morning glory) is the source of this 1647-nucleotide messenger RNA. RefSeq names its product zinc finger BED domain-containing protein RICESLEEPER 2-like. The coding region runs from base 1 to 1647 and encodes 548 amino acids. Gene Ontology annotation, molecular function: DNA binding. The record is from RefSeq and is a predicted model, not a curated record. Lineage: Eukaryota; Viridiplantae; Streptophyta; Magnoliopsida; Solanales; Convolvulaceae. The transcript is spliced from 5 exons.
AUGUCUUAUGCAAGUUACAACACAGUUGAUCAAUAUUCAAGUCCAAGUGUUGGUUCUUCAGACUUACCAAUAGAUAUGGCAGAAGGAAAUGAAGCAAAUGUAGACCUAAUUGGGUUAGAAUGUGAUGCUGGAAAGGAUGUUACUAAGGAAGUUGAAGAAGUGGAAGGGGACUGUGAACCAUAUAAAAAAAAGCAAAGGAAAAAAUCUUCAAUUAUUUGGCAGGAAAUGACAUUGGUCAAACUUGAGAAUGGUGAGGAAAAAGUGCAAUGCAAUCACUGCAACUACAAAUUGAAAAAGCAAAAGGAUGGGACAACCACACAAUACAAAAGACAUUUAGAUUGUUGCAUAAAACGCAAGAUAAAUCUAUAUGGGCAAAGGAACAUUUGUGUACUUCCAUCAACACAAAAAUCAGAAAGUGUUAAUGGUGUUCAAAGUUGGAAGUAUGAUCAAGCGAGGAUAAGGGAAGUUAUAUCUCACAUGAUCAUGGUUCAUGAAUUGCGAUUUUCCUUUGUUGAGUAUGACCUCUUCAACAUAGUCAUGCAAACUGCAAGUCCAUAUUAUGAGCGAAUUAGUCGAACAACAACCACAAAAGAUUGUUGGUCAACUUAUGAGAUAGAGAAGAAACGAGUACAAGGAUUGUUGAAAUUAGUUGACAAAAUUAGCAUCACAACUGACAUAUGGACAUCAAACCAGAACAUCCAAUACAUGGUGAUAACUGAUCAUUUUGUAGACUUGGAUAAAUGGAGUAUUGAAGAGAAAGUGUGGACAAUCACGGUGGAUAAUGCCUCAUAUAAUGAUUCAGCUGUGAGGUUGUUACAUGACUCUCUUUCUUUCCAUACAAAUUUGCCACUUGAUGAUGGUCUUUCUGAGAUUAAGUCUAUCAUUGAAAAUGUGAGAGAUAGUGUCAAGUACAUUAGUGCCUCACCUCACCGAUUGCAUAGUUUUAAUGAGAUUUGCAAACAGCUUCAAGUGCCUAGCAAGAAGUUGAUUUUAGAUUGCUGCACUAGGUGGAAUGCAACAUUUGUUAUGUUGUCCUGUGCUUUGGAUUUUAAGCAAGUAUUCCCCCGAUAUCAACUUCGAGAUCCGAAUUAUAAUUGCUUGCCUUUUGAUGAUGAUUGGCAAAGAGUUGAGGAGAUAUGCUCUUUAUUGGUGCAUUUCAAUGAAGUUACACAAAUUAUCUCAGGUUCUGAAUAUCCAACAUCAAAUUUGUUCCUUCCUGAACUAUAUAACAUCAAAGAAAUCUUAUGUCAAAAGUCUGUAAGUGUAGAACCUUGGAUGAAAAACAUGGCCCAAAGAAUGCAGCAGAAGUUUGACAAAUAUUGGGGUAGUAGCAAUCUAUUGCUUUCUAUUGCUGCUGUUUUAGAUCCUAGGAAUAAAAUGACAUUUAUUGAAUUUUCUUUUCCAGUCAUUUAUUCUGAGUAUGAAGCUACUAGACAAAUUGCUAUUGUUCAUGAUUCUUUGUAUGAGUUAUACAAGAUAUAUUUGGAUAAAUAUGCAGCAACUUCAAAGGAAAAUGAUUUUCAGGCAAUGGAUACUUCUGAAAAUUGUGUUGCUACUACUACAUGGAAAGGGAAGGGGCUAGUUGUUGAAACAGGGAGAUCAAAGUUUGAGAAAUACUUAUUUACAGGAUGGUGUGUUUAUUUGUGA